Mesorhabditis belari is the source of this 1380-nucleotide messenger RNA. NCBI's taxonomy places the organism in Eukaryota, Metazoa, Nematoda, Chromadorea, Rhabditida, Rhabditidae. The record is from the annotation of a GenBank genome assembly.
AUGAGCAAUGACUCCGGGGUGUGCCUCGAUUUGAACGCCGAACUUUGGAUCUACCGUCGUGAUGUCACCACUCUUCCAAUUACGAUGGCCGCUUUCGCUCUUCUAUACACGCUCAUCAUUUUCGUGGGCAUUGUUGGAAAUUCGUGUGUCAUUUUGGCGAUCUGGAGGAAUAAAGCCCUGCAAACAGUGCCGAAUCUCUUCAUUUUGUCUCUUUCUUGUUCGGAUGUUUUGGUGUGCUGUGUCUCGGGAACGAUCACGCCGAUCACAGCCUUCAAAAAGGAAUGGCUAUUCGGACAACCGCUUUGCUCAAUUGCACCCUGGGUGGCGGGCAUCACGCUCGUCUUCUCCACUUUCACAUUAACAGCGAUCUCCGUCGAUCGAUAUAUGUUGAUUCGACAUCCGAUGAAGAAGCCAUUGACACUCAAUCAAGCGUUGAUGGUCAUUGCGGGAAUCGCCACUUUCGCCUCACUAAUCUCACUGCCAACAAUGCUCAAGCAACGCCUCGGACCAUUCCCGAACUUUUGCGGGGAAUUCUGCACAGAGGAUUGGGGAGAUCCGACCGAUGGAGGAGAUCACGGACGGAAAAUUUAUGGCGGUGUCCUUUUGAUCAUGCAAUUCGUCAUCCCACUCACCAUUAUCAUUAUCUCAUAUACGGCAAUCUCGCUAAGGAUUGGACAAAGUAUGAUCCUAAAAGGCACACAAAAGAAUGGCUCAUGCAAUUGGGAAGCAAAUCUCACAGAUCAACAAAGAAUCGCUUUGAAGAGAAGACAAAGAACGAAUCGGAUGUUGAUUGCGAUGGUGGUCGCUUUUUCGGCUAGCUGGUUCUGGUCGGUUGCUUACAAUGUGCUCAGGGAUUAUAAUUACUUGCCGGAUGUGUUGAGAGAUCAGGAAUAUUUGCUGGGAAUUGGAACGCAUUGUAUAGCGAUGACGUCAACGAUCUGGAACCCGAUCCUGUACGCGAUGUUGAACCUUCAACUCCGACAAGCAUUCAUCCGCCUUUUGCCCGCUCCAUGGAGAAGGCGUUUCUCUUCAGACGAUCUCGAGAAGACUUCUCCGCUCAUCAAUGGGCAUUGUCACCAAAAUGGGCUGAAUGGUGUCGAUCAUCCAUCAACUUUCCCUUCAUCGACUCGGCCAAAGUAUGGGGCCACCCAGAGGAUCACAUUGGGAAUUCCAAUCGACACGAAUGGGGGAUCGGUUGUGAUUCGGAAAAGAAGUCGUGAAGAAAAAGGGGACGAGAGAAGCGAUUGGGAAAGGGAAAUGAGAGACAAUGAGAGAGAAUUGAUGGCAAUCGAAUCGAGGAGGGGAAGCAGACUGUCGGCUAUACGGGUAAUCGUCUCGAAGCUUUCCUCCGGUCUCUCCGAUCAAGGUGACGAGGAUCUA